This is a messenger RNA of Pteronotus mesoamericanus, 1299 nucleotides long. Its product is annotated as transmembrane protease serine 11C-like. Lineage: Eukaryota; Metazoa; Chordata; Mammalia; Chiroptera; Mormoopidae. The transcript has 10 exons. The record is from RefSeq and is a predicted model, not a curated record. Gene Ontology annotation, molecular function: serine-type endopeptidase activity. Gene Ontology annotation, biological process: proteolysis. Gene Ontology annotation, cellular component: extracellular region; plasma membrane. The coding region runs from base 1 to 1299 and encodes 432 amino acids.
AUGGCAAGGGAACAGCCUCCGAGGAGGGAGCUGGCAUGGACUCCCCUGCAGAACAGAACAGAGUCAAACACAAGAAUGAAACUCACAAGGUGUGGAAAGAUUACUCUGGGUAUUGUAGUAACGGUGAUUGCUGCAGUAAUCAUCGGACUCAUUGUUCAUUUCAUCUUUUAUGGUAAGACACAUUUCUAUUAUCACAUCAGCUUUAAAGUCAAUAACAUUGACUAUGACAGCAAGUUUGAAAAACCAUAUUCACAAGAAUAUAUGGACCUAAAUGAAAAGAUAGUGUCUUUGGUAAAUGAAACAUUUCAUGGAUCCAAACUGAGAAGACAGUAUGUCAAAUGCCAUGUUGUCCAAGUAAGCCGAGCCAAAGGGAAAGUGGUAAUACAUGCUGUGCUGAAGUUUAUGUCCUACCUUAAAUGUAAAGCAGCAAAAUUUUGGGAUAGGAUAGAAACCAUUUUACAUCAGAAGUUAAAUGGUGAAACUGGGUCUUUACAUAUAGAUUCAUCUUCGUUUACAUUUUCAGACAUGGAAAUACCGACAGCAGAAAAUCUUCUCCAUAACUGUUGUGGACAACGCACAAUAACUCCCUCUGGCAACAAGGUAGCAGGGGGCGUGAACGCUGAGGAGGGAGAAUGGCCCUGGCAAGCUAGCCUUCAACAGAACAGUGUCCACCGAUGCGGAGCCACUCUGAUUAGUAACAGCUGGCUUGUCACUGCUGCUCACUGUUUCAUAAAUGCCAAUGACCCCAGAAAAUGGAAUGUUAGUUUUGGGCUUCUUUUAAGUCAUCCACAAACACAACGAGGUAUCAAAAAUAUUAUAAUUCAUGAACACUACCGUUACCCUGCACAUGAUAAUGACAUCGCUGUUGUGAAUCUGUCUUCACCAGUAUUAUAUACAAGCAACAUUCGAAGAGUAUGUCUUCCAGAAGCUAAUCAUACAUUCCCACCCAACUCAGAUGUGGUGGUCACUGGAUGGGGAUCAUUAAAGUCUGACGGAUCAAUUUCUAAUAUCCUCCAAAAAGGAGCAAUGAAGAUUAUAGAUAAUAAGACCUGCAACAAGGAAGAGAUAUAUAGUGGUGUGAUAAAACCUAGCAUGUUGUGUGCUGGCUUUCUGAACGGGAAGGUGGAUGCCUGCCAAGGUGAUUCUGGUGGACCUCUGGUUAGUGCAGAUCAGAAAGGCACUUGGUUCCUUGCUGGUAUUGUAAGCUGGGGAGAUGAAUGUGCUCUUCCAAACAAGCCCGGUGUCUACACUCGAGUGACAUACUAUCGAGACUGGAUCAUGUCCAAAACUGGCCUCUAA